Clarias gariepinus (North African catfish) is the source of this 898-nucleotide messenger RNA. RefSeq names its product trypsin. The record is from RefSeq and is a predicted model, not a curated record. Lineage: Eukaryota; Metazoa; Chordata; Actinopteri; Siluriformes; Clariidae. Gene Ontology annotation, biological process: proteolysis. Bases 17 to 841 code for a protein of 274 amino acids. The transcript has 5 exons. Gene Ontology annotation, molecular function: serine-type endopeptidase activity.
AUCACCUAUUGCCAUCAUGCCCGGGGUGCUGCUUUGGACCUUUGUGGUUCUGAAACUCUUUACAGUCGGAGGUCAAGAUUUCUUUCAGAACAGGAGAGCUGGUGAUUAUGUGCCACCACCACAAUCAGUCAAAUAUAUCGUGUCACUGCAAACCUCGAAAGGCCAGCAUUUCUGUGCAGGAUCCCUGGUGCAUAAGUAUUGGGUUCUCACUGCUGCACACUGUAAAACAGGAUGUCUUGCACUCAGGGUGGAUCAGAUGAUGAUAGUGGCUGGAGACAAAUAUGAAGGGAAGGAGCAGUAUUCCAAACCGCACUCGAUUAUACCUCACCCACUGUACAACAAAAGCACCAAUAAUGCAGACAUCAUGCUCAUUAAGCUCCGGGCUCCAAUUAAGCUGAACAGGUAUGUCUCCCUGGCUCCUCUUCCCAAACAAAACACAGGAGUGCUCCCUGGCCAGCUGUGUCAGGUGUCUGGCUGGGGUUCAACAAGUCAGAGCAGGGGUGUGAGCCCCCUUAUGCUUCACUCUGUGAAUCUGCCCAUCAUCUCUACGACUAAGUGUAAUAACAGCAAGUCCAUCAAUGGAAGCAUUACAAGCAAUAUGAUCUGUACUGCAGGCAAGGAAACAUGCAAGUCGGAUUCUGGAAAGCUGCUUGUGUGCAAUGGACGACUUUACGGGCUCGCCUCCUGGGGAACCAUUUGCGGGGAUACCGAGUUUCCAGGAAUCUACACAGCUGUGGCAAGGUUCCGCAGGUGGAUAGACCGUACCAUCUACAGGUCCUUCACACGAUGUUACAAAUAUAGAAUUCCACUGGCUUUGAAAUCCACCUUGACUGAUGUGUAGUUUAAGAUAUACACAGAUAGUACACAAAAUAUCUCUACAUGACUAAUAAAUAUCUUA